Frankliniella occidentalis (western flower thrips) is the source of this 6388-nucleotide messenger RNA. RefSeq names its product ATPase family AAA domain-containing protein 2. Gene Ontology annotation, biological process: positive regulation of transcription by RNA polymerase II. Gene Ontology annotation, cellular component: nucleus. The record is from RefSeq and is a predicted model, not a curated record. The coding region runs from base 317 to 4417 and encodes 1366 amino acids. The transcript has 23 exons. Gene Ontology annotation, molecular function: ATP hydrolysis activity; ATP binding; chromatin binding. NCBI's taxonomy places the organism in Eukaryota, Metazoa, Arthropoda, Insecta, Thysanoptera, Thripidae.
CCGCUCUUGCCCGCGCUCUUUCCGGGAGAGUUUGUUUUGCCUUUGUUUAGAUGGUUUUGUUUUUGAAAUCAAUAACGACUUAAAAACUAUCAGACGUGUGAUUUGAGAGAGAAUGAGAGUAGACUUUAGACGACUGAUUAACGUAGCUUUCUUUUAACUCGCUCUCUUCUUAAAACUUUCGUAAAUAGUUCGUGAAGGUGGGAAGUUUUCGAGGCCGCGUAGGGAGGCACGUAACAUAGCGUGUUCUCAGGUUUCUCGGGGAGCAUUCGUGAUGCAACCUUUGCUGUUAACUUUUAACUGUUAAAAACGCACAAGAAUGGUUCAAACACGGAGAAAAGAUGAUUCAUCUUUCUCAACCACACACUCUCUACGUCGGAGCACGAGGGAAACUAGAGGCGAGAGGGUUUUGAGGUUUGAAGACACAGAAAAAGAAGACGAUGAUGAAUAUGUGGCUCCCUCCAUGACAUCCUGGUCACUGAGAGCAAGGCAACACCCCAAGAGAAGUCGCCGCUCCAGCAUUAAAUACAAUAGUUCCCUGUCUCGUUCAUUACGGUCGGAAUCUGAAGAGGAAUCUCGGUCUGAUGAUUCAAUAUUUCAAUCAAGGAGGUCAAGACCAUCACGCUCAAGGCGUGCGCCAAGGAGACAUGCUGAUCAUGCAGAGACAAGCACUGACCACAUCGACAUGGGAAUGGAGGAAGAAUUAGUUCACCAAGAAGAUAGUGGUAUAAGACGUAGUUCAAGGCAGCGAAACCCUCCGACAAGCUGGCUUGUUGGGGAUGAUACUGUCAGAGGCUAUCCUAGUUACAAUCGCAAUGCAAAAGUUGCCACAUCUGAGCCAGGGAACUCACUUCGAAGUAGCAGAAGUCGUGAUUGUCCGAAUCCUAAUCUUCCAGAAACUGAAACAACACCACAAGCAGGUCCUAACCUCCGUUGGCAACGAUCUUCUGUAAAGCCAGAACCCAAAGCCGAAGAAGAUGAUGCAGAGGAGGAGGAGGAGGAGGAGGAGACAAGAAGCACUAAGGAUGGUGGGCAAGUUAAAAAAGAUAAGGAAUCAAGUCCCAAAGUGACUGAUAAAAAUAAGGAAGAUAUGGAAAAUCAGGAAAAUGGUGAAGUAUCAACAGCUGAAGAAGAGGAUGUUCCUAAGGAUAUUCCUCCCAGGACAAGGACCCGUGGUGGUGGCAAAGCAUCUCAUUUAGAUGAAAACUUUCCCGAUAUGUACUCCCGGGUGAAGAGAGCCCGUCGCCAAACAAAAAGGAAGUUUUCAUCUAGAGAUGGAACAAUGUCUCAAUCUCAGAGUUCCUCUGGGAGUGAUGACUCAGAUUCUGACCAGGAUCAAUCCACACGGAGAAGUUCCCUUCGACAGAGCACUCGUCAAAGUUAUCAGCUUAGGAAAAACAAGCCGACUGUUGAUCGAUUUCAAGCCCAUCAUGAACCAGUUCGUCGUCCACCAAGGUCUAUCCAAAGGGCCUUGUGUAAUUCUCUUCUACGCAACUUUGGACAUAGGACAAAGAGUCGGUUUGCCCCUGACAGUUCUUCAUCUAGUAGUGAUGAACAAGCCCGAUUUGACCACAAGAAACCCCAUUCUAGGCAUGUGCCACAUCAUACCAAGGAUGGUGUGCAGAUGGGAGUUCCACAUUCGAAAGAUGCAAAGAUUGGGAAUUUGGCUGAUAUAACACCUAUGGCGCUUGAUCCCAGUAUUCUUUUCAAAAAUGUUGGAGGUCUUGCCGAGCACAUUCAUUGCUUACAAGAAAUGGUUGUAUUUCCUAUGUUGUAUAAAGAGGUUUUUGAAAAAUUUCAUAUAACACCCCCAAAGGGAGUUCUCUUCCAUGGACCUCCUGGUACUGGUAAAACUUUAAUUGCGAGAGCAUUAGCAAAUGAAUGUAGCCAAGGUGAUAGAAAAGUAUCAUUUUUCAUGCGGAAAGGUGCAGACUGCUUGAGUAAAUGGUUUGGAGAGUCUGAACGGCAACUUCGGUUGUUGUUUGAACAAGCAUAUCAAAAGAAACCAUCAAUCAUUUUCUUUGAUGAAAUUGAUGGCUUAGCACCUGUCAGAUCAUCUAAACAAGAUCAAAUCCAUGCAUCUAUUGUAUCUACACUUUUGGCACUUAUGGAUGGACUAGAUAACCGCGGGGAUGUCAUUGUUAUUGGCGCCACCAACAGAAUAGAUGCUAUCGAUCCAGCUCUUCGCCGGCCUGGUCGCUUUGACCGAGAAUUGUACUUUCCCCUCCCUGCUUGCAAAGAGAGACAAGAAAUUCUUCAAAUCCAUGUAAGCAAGUGGGAAAACAAGCCAAAUGCUAGUGUUCUUAGUGAGCUAGCUGAGCAAUCAUCAGGUUAUUGUGGUUCUGAUCUAAGAGCUCUUUGUUCUGAAUCAGUAAUCCAGGCAUUACGCCGUACUUUUCCUCAAAUUUACAAAUCAAAUAAACGCUUAGUGUUAGACUCCAACAAAGUUCAGGUUGCCUGUGAAGAUUUUGUUCUUGCACGCUCCAGCAUAAUCCCAGCUGCCCACCGAGUCACACCUAGUCCUGCCCACCGUCUCCCAACCAUGAUAGAACCACUUCUUUCCUCUGCAUUAGAAAAUGUGAUCAAGCAACUGACAGAAAUCUUUCCUCAUGGACUUUCAAGAGAUAAGAAUGUAAUGCACUCAGUUCAUCGCCCCCGUCUCUUAAUAGUCGGGGAAAAUGCAGGACAAGCUCAAACUACUCACUUAGCACCAGCACUACUCUAUCACAUGGAGCAUAUACCAGUCUUUACCUUGGAUAUGGGUACCAUGUAUGAAGUCAGUGCCCGCUCACCUGAGGAGACAGUUUCCCAGGUUUUCCAAGAAGCUCGCCGUAAUCCACCAUCUGUAAUUUAUCUUCCUGGAAUGGGUCAAUGGUGGGAUUCUGUGCCACAUACUGUUCAAUCAGUUUUUCUUAUGCAGCUUCAGAAACUUGAUAUGAACAGCCCUGUAUUUCUAUUGGCUACUUCAGAUAUCAAAUAUGCAGAUUUGCCUUCUGAGCUGUGUGAAAUCUUCAGCAGAUACAGAGAUGAGAUAUUUACCAUGAGUAAUCCUACCUCUUCAGAACGUUCAAGUUUUUUCAGUCCCCUUCUCCUUCAAAAGACCGUUGUUCCUCCUAGUCCUCCUAAACCCACUGAAGACACGUGGGAAGAGCUUCCUGAAGCCCCUCCACCAGAACCUACCAAAUUAACAGAGGAAGAACUGCAAAAGUUGUAUGCAAAGGAAGAACACACAUUAAGAGAGUUACGAAUUUUCUUAAGAGAAGUUUGUGCUAAGCUUGCACGUAACAGACUGUUCUUUUUGUUUACAAAACCUGUGGAUGUGGAAGAGGCUCCAGACUAUUAUGAUAUCAUUGAGAAGCCUAUGGAUUUGGAAACUAUGAUGACUCGAAUUGAUCAGCAUCAUUACACUUGUGCGAAAGAAUUUUUGGAUGAUAUAGAUCUCAUUUGUAGUAAUGCAUUAGAGUAUAAUCCAAAUCGUGACCAAGCAGACAAGCUCAUUCGACAUAGAGCUUGCUUCCUUAGGGACACUGCUUAUGCCCUAAUAAAAGCUGAAAUGGACACUGAUUUUGAAGAUAAAUGUAGGACAAUCGCAGAUGACCGUAAAAAGCGCAAAGAUAGUCCUUCGAGAUAUGCACCUGCACCACACUUCAUCCAUACAGCAUCUUCAGUCAAUGUCAAAGGACAAACUACUAAUGGAAGCAAAGAUGGAACAGUUCGUGUCAAUGGUGACUUGUCAAGUCAUUCAUCUGUUGCUUCAAAUAAUGGAGUAACAACCCAAGCUAUGUCUGGGCGCAAGAAACGGCCAAGCAGCUGGUCUCGGGGCUUUAUCAGUAAACGUAAGAAGAAGAAGUUGUCAGAAGACGUAUCUAUUGAAAAGCAUGAGGUUAGUGAAUCAGAAAAUCCUGCCUCUGUGAGUGGAGCAGCCUCACUUGCAUCACCAAGUGAUACACUGACAAAACAAGGGAGUGACAUCACAGAGCCUUUAGAGAAAAGCAUAGAUGAUAAGAGCAAGUUAUCUGUAAAUGGUAGUCUUGAAAAUACACCUUCAGAUGUAGAAAUGAAUGAGGAAGUUCCAGAAUCUAAACGUUCAGAAAGCACCCUUUCAGAGGAAGCCAGGGCAGAAUCAGAGCAUACUGAUUCAGUCAAGCCCAGACGUACAUCAGAUGGCAUCAAAGCCAAUGAGCCACCUUCAACAUCAACAGUUAUUCAUGAAGAAGUUUUAAUAAAUAGGCCGGAGUUGGAGAAACUUCUUAAAGAAAUAGUUUCAGAAACUGAAGAUUGUCAUGUGGAAACCUUAACUGAACUAUUUAUCCGAAUGGAAAAAAAGAUCCUUAAUUUCAAAGAUAAAUGGGAUCGUACCUCUUUACAUCAGGAUCUAAGAGAAGAACUCGCACGCUUCCAAAGAUUUACAAGGUGUUGAGCUUAAUAUUGCAUAUACAGCCAAAUCACUGCCAUUUAACUUCAUUAAUCAUACAAUCAUAUUCAUGACUUGAAAUUUUGUGAGCUGAGGUAGGGUCGGUUUUUCAUGUUAAAGUUCCUAGGUUGGUUUAAUUUUGACUAUUCCAAACCUAUGUUAAAGUAUAUGCUGCCUCAAUUUGUCAUUUGUAUGAACAGAAUGUGCUACCUUAGUCGAAUGAAUUGUGUUUUCCAAUUUUUCACUAGUGAAAGUUCAGUUUGUGUUGCUCAGUUAACCUUUCAAUUAAUUAAAACGUUUACAUCCUACUGACUUAAUAUUUUAAGUGUUUGACUGAAACAUGAGUCAUGGUUAUCAGUAACUGAUCAGCUGUGUACAAGCCAGCUGUGUUACAAUGUAAAAGCUUUAAGACUAAUGACUGUUCACGCCAGUCUGAAGUAUCCUUAAAUGUCGUUUAGCAUUUAUAAUCGUUUAUUGGAGGUAAGCCAAAUUACCUACAUUUCUACCUUGCUCUUGAAGUGUGCCCUUGUUACACAAACUGCCAGAUCAAUGACUCUUUGGGCUCUCCUCUAGUGGGAUGCACUAGUCUCUGGUAACUUCCUCACUCUUAUUGGGAGACAUUUAAUCUGGCCAUGAUUCGUUAUGAAAAGAUGCAUCUUAACAUAUGUACGUAUUAAAAUGUGUUUUAUUUUUUUUAAGUCCAGUUUAAAUUGAAAGUAGAACUCUUUGUUUUUGAGUAUCUAUGACCCUUCUUAAGCUAAAACAUAAGUUAAAUCAGAACUGUUACCUUUGCUAUUUAAUCUAUCUUCAUCAACUUGCUUGUACUUUAAUUCAAUAAGAAGAUUGAUACAGUAUCUCCAUAAAUGUAAAAAGUCUAAACUAUUGUCUAAAUUUGUAUUUGCUAAGAAAUUGUUUUGCCAUUCUUUCUAAUACUUCAAUUUUUAUCAACUGAUUUCUUUUCUCUUUUCUUUCUGUUUUUCAAAUAGUGUUCAUGUUAUUUACAGCUGAAGCUAAAAUUAUAUACUGUGUAGGAAGUAUUGGAACCAACAAAUAUUGAUGCGUACAUAAUACCUGUAGCUUAAUAUUGUUUUUUGCCUUAGUCCAUGUGUGUAAGAAUAUUCAUAUGGUGCUUUUGUUUGAACUGGUUUGUUGGGUUCUAAUGGGAGAUUCAGUAGCUGGAAGAAUAGAUUUAAAUUGAUGUGGUAAAAUUGGUUGCAGUGAUAUCUUUUGCAAUAUCUUUAAUUCAACCCGCAUUUGAUUACUACCGCUAUUUCUAUCAUCUUGAUACAUGUGAGAUUUGUCUUUUGUUUGCAUGAAUUACAUUUUAAUGUCCCUUUAAAGCACUGUAUCUUUCAAAACAAGUUAUUUUCAACUAUAAAAAUUGCCUUAAAGUCCAUUUUUAAAUCUGUGAUAUUAGUAAACUUUACUCUCUUAAGAUCACUUGCCCUCUUAAGUAGACAGUGAAGCGUCUGUUCCCUAAUCUAAGGUUUUUAUAUUGGUCCCUCAUUCACUUGGCCUCUUAAAUACCACAUGUGUUCUUUUUCAAAUUAUUUUUGAUGUUUUUAAAAUCACAUUCUUUGCUCUUGGAUGCCAUCUGCUACCUAUGGUUAUAUGCAUUGUUGUGAACUGAAUUAGGUUAUUUUUACUGUAAUAUAGUAAAUUUUCGUUUUUUGGAAGAGGGGGUUGGUCUAAUAUGUUUUGCUCAGACUUUUGGGGUCCACAUACUUAUGCACUGGUCCCUGAAAAAUAUGGUCUAAAACACAUUCUUCCUAGUCUGUCUUAAACAAAGAUGUGUCUAGGUCUAGGUUGGUCAAGGAUCGUUUUUGACUGGCAUGAUUAAUUCUGAUUUGAGAACUUUAUUAAUGGACAUCUCAAAGUGUUGUCAUAUUCCCUGUAAUCUAAUUUCAGGAUUGCACAAAAAAUUGCUUAUACCUCCUUAAUCUAAGGUUUGAAAUAAAUUUAAAAAAAUAGUUGCAA